Messenger RNA from Caenorhabditis briggsae, 183 nucleotides. Lineage: Eukaryota; Metazoa; Nematoda; Chromadorea; Rhabditida; Rhabditidae. The record is from RefSeq and is a predicted model, not a curated record. The coding region runs from base 1 to 183 and encodes 60 amino acids. The transcript is spliced from 2 exons.
AUGGCAAGGGAUCCGAUCCGAUCCUACGAGGACCACUGGCCUUUCUACUUCGAAGCUCGACGAGGAUUACCGGGAUUCGCGGAGGAUCGGCAAGGAAAGCGACGUUGGAUGCUUGAUGCUGGAAGGAAGAUGCUGCCUACUGCCAGGAAGCUUUGGAUGACUUCAGCUAUCAGCUAUAGAUGA